This is a messenger RNA of Ectocarpus sp. CCAP 1310/34, 1819 nucleotides long. Lineage: Eukaryota; Phaeophyceae; Ectocarpales; Ectocarpaceae. The record is from the annotation of a GenBank genome assembly.
ACGCACACACGAAACAAAGCAUGAGGACAGCAUCGGUUUUGUGCGCCCUCUCGGGGGUUCCUGGCUCCUUGGCGUUUUUCUCACCUAUGGCCUCCCCAAGCUUCACCCAGCCUCGGGGAAGCGGGGGACUCGCAGCGCGCCCGACCUCGAUUGCGGCUGCCGUGGUGAUGUCGCACGACGGUGAGGGCUUGCCUAUUUCCCGGCGAUCUCUUGUGGAACGGGUUUCCGCGACGCUAGCGGCGUCGGCUGCUCUCAUCACGGCGCAACCCUCGCCUGCGGCGGCGAAGCCAGAGCGCAUCAAGGGCGGAGGGCCGCUGGUGACACUGGAGGAUGGCGCCAGCUAUCGGGAGAUGACGAUCGGCGAUGGGCCUUCGCCCAAGGACGGCGACAGAGUGGCCGUGCACUACUCCCUGUUUUACAAAGGCCUCGAAGUGGAAAGCUCAAGGGAUAGCCAGGGGUUGGCGGCGAGACCCCUGGGUUACACGGUGGGGACUGUGAACGGUCCGGGCAGCGUGCCCCCGGGGCUGGACGAGAUCGUCAAGGGGAUGCGUGUGGGCGGACGGCGCAAGAUGACUCUCCCGCCGCAGCUCGCCUUCGGCAAGGAAGGGAGGCCGCCGUUUAUCCCACCGGACGCCACCGUCGACAUGGACGUGAGCCUCUGGAGUGUCAAGCCGGCCGGCACAGACCCUAACGUAACGCUACCGGGCUCGUCGGUGUUCUAGAAGCCGAUCGAAUUCCCCAUCAACACUCUGCCCGAACACCUCGUCGAGCGACCCUGGUCGUCACGUUGGAAGGUGUUGUAUCAGAGGCUCCGGCGUAAACGUUGGCUAUGGAUGGAGGCGUUGCUCGAACCCAUCGCGACCUUGCCGUGACGUGGAUGUGUCCGUUCGCGGCGGUGAUGUCACUCGGAGUGGUUGGUGACAGGCGGUCGGGAUUUGCUGGAAUAAUCCGCGUGUUACGCCCCCUGCAUAUUGCAACAACAAAGUCUGCACGUUCCGCUACACCUCGCAUCCAAAAUAUUCGGUGGUCCUUCGUAGCAGGGGCUUUUCGAAACAGCGUGCUCGGAACUCAUUCAGCUCUCUCUCUGUUGUCUCUGGGGCACGCACCAAUGUUUACCACGUCGUUUGGCCGAUGGCGUUGGGUUUCAUCAUCAUGUUUUCAUAUCGCACGAGGAGCUGUUGCGCGUGGGGCGGGAAGGGGGUCGGGGAAUUUUACCAGGGCAUUGAUGGACACAUGAGCUAUAACUUUAACCGCGUUGCGAGUACGAACUGCAUGUGGGCACGUUCGUUAUUGUCUGAAGGCGAGCGAUGCAGCCCCAUUAAAAGUGUCUAUCUUGAGCGGCUUGUGUUGAGAGGCAUCAGUUUUGAGGUGGUGUUGUUGAGCUGAGAGGGGCGCGUGUGGGUAUAGAUUGAAUUCUUGCGCGGAAAGAGUUUGCAGGUUCGUUCAUUUGUCGUUGUUUUUGUCAAAAGUCACAGCUUUGUAAAUUUCGGUGCUGCACUACAUAGGCUACUGCCGUAGUGAGGAUGUGGAGUCUUUUGUGCACAGGGUAUGACAAGCAUCGUCAUCUUGUGUGUGCGAUUGGACAAACGUUGGAGGCGUUGUUGUGGUGGCAUGUACUGCUGCGGGCCUUCGUUUUCCCUGUGUAUUGGAGGGGGUUACCAGGCACUCCAAGAUGUGCUGAUCUGUGGGGAUUGUGGUUUGGUGCUUGCGUGGUGUGUGGUACGGGCGCAGGGCGGGAGAUGAUCGCAGGGCACAGGGCCAACAGGGCAACACGCCGAAAUCAAUAAAAUCAGAAGCCAUUAUAUGAGGUGUUCUUCUC